Nerophis ophidion (straightnose pipefish) is the source of this 8831-nucleotide messenger RNA. RefSeq names its product myoferlin-like. Gene Ontology annotation, biological process: membrane fusion; plasma membrane organization. Gene Ontology annotation, cellular component: membrane. NCBI's taxonomy places the organism in Eukaryota, Metazoa, Chordata, Actinopteri, Syngnathiformes, Syngnathidae. The record is from RefSeq and is a predicted model, not a curated record. The transcript is spliced from 54 exons. Bases 93 to 6224 code for a protein of 2043 amino acids.
AGUUGCUCCUUUUUCAGUUCCCUCUGACUCUCUCCGGGUUAAUAUGGUCCUCCUCUGAGAAUACAUUUGGAUGUACUGGAUUUAUUACCGAAAUGUUGCGGGUAGUUGUUGAGUCUGCAUGUGGGAUCCCCAAAAAGAAACUUGGAAACCCUGAUCCGAUUACCACUGUUUUGUUUAGAGGUGACAAGAAGAAAACCAAAGCUGUUGACAAUGAGCUAAAUCCCGUAUGGAAUGAAGUGCUGGAAUUUGAUCUUAAGGGCUCAGCCUUGGAUGCGUCUUCAUUCAUCGACGUGGUGGUGAAAGACUAUGAGACCAUCGGCAAACACAAGUUCAUUGGCUCUGCAAAAGUCUCUUUAAGAGUCUUGGCUGAGGGUCAAGUGAGGUCCCUGCCGUCCAAAAAUGUGCCCUUGAGCAAUGAGAAGCAGCAGCCUAUUGGGGCCAGUAUUAGUUUGCUGAUUGGGUAUGAACCACCUGGGGACGAGGCUGAUGGAGACUUGACCCAAGUGGAUAACGGAGCCUACGAGGAAGGUGACGGAGGGGAUGCUGAUGCGGAGACGGGGGAUCAUGGAAGCCCAGCAGGUCCGGGCUCACCAAAACAGCUUGGGAAAGCGUGCCACAAGUCGUUCCGUGUCAACCGCAAGAGGCACAGAGCCUUGGCUAAUAAGGCCCAGGAUUUCCAGAUUCGCGUGCGAGUCAUCGAGGCUCGACAGCUGCCUGGCAACAACAUCAAGCCUGUGGUGAAGGUGAACUUGUGCGGCCAGACCCACAGAACCCGAAUACGGAAUGGAAAUAACCCAUACUUUGACGAGAUGUUUUUCUACAAUGUUAACAUGCUCCCUUCAGAGCUGUUCGACGAGAGCAUUGGUCUGAGGGUUUAUGACUCCUUCUCCCUCAGAGCUGACAGCCUAAUGGGAGAGUUUAAGUUAGAUGUUGGCUACAUCUUCGAUGAACCUGGUCACGGCAUUAUGAGGAAGUGGCUCCUGCUGAGCGAUCUGGAUGACUCCAGCUCUGGUGCCAAAGGUUACCUGAAAGUCAGCAUUAUUGUCGUGGCGACUGGGGAAGAGCCGCCGACCGAGAGGAGAGACCUGAGUGAAGAACAUGAUGACAUCGAGAGUAACCUUUUGGUGCCGGCUGGAGUCACAAUGCGAUGGGCCACACUCAGCCUCAAAGUGUACCGUGCGGAAGAUAUGCCGCAAAUGGAUGAUGCAUUUGUGCAGACGGUAAAGCAUGUCUUUGGUGGUGAUGGGGACAGGAAAAACUUAGUGGAUCCAUAUAUGGAGGUCAGCUUUGCUGGGAAAAAGCUGUGCACCAAAGUCAUAGAGAGAAAUGCAAAUCCCGAAUGGAAUCAAAUCAUCCACCUCCAAGCCAAGUUCCCAUCCAUGUGUGAACGCAUCAAGUUGACCAUGUUUGACUGGGACCGCCUCAGCAAAAAUGAUGCCAUUGGAACAACAUUCCUGAACCUGAGCAAGAUGUCCUCCGCGGGCGGGGAGGUUGAAGACACACAAGGUGAAUUUUGCAACAGCCUGUCUGAAUCGACCCCUGAAGCAAGUGAGGCUGGUUUCCUGCCAACUUUCGGGCCUUGUUAUGUCAACUUUUAUGGCAGCCCGAGGGAAUUUACCGGACUUCCAGACCCGUAUGACGAACUCAACCUCGGCAAGGGUGAAGGUGUCGCCUACAGAGGAAGGGUCCUUGUUGAGUUGUCCACUCAGCUGGAUGGAAAAGUUGACAGGAGCAUUGAUGAUAUCUCCAGUGACGACAUCCUGGUGGCACAGAAAUACCAGCGGAGGAGGAAGUACUCUCUGUGCGCCGUCUUCCACAGUGCUUGCAUGCUCCAAGAGCCAGGCGAGCCCAUCCAGUUCGAGGUCAGCAUAGGAAAUUACGGUAACAAGCUGGACUCCACCUGCAAGCCUCUGGCGUCCACCACCCAGUACAGCUUUGCCGUGUUUGAUGGUAACCACUACUACUACCUGCCCUGGGCCGACACCAAGCCUGUGGUAACUCUUACGUCCUCCUGGGAAGACAUUAGCCACCGUUUGGACUCGGUCAACAUCCUUCUCUCUGUUGCCGAGCGACUGGAAUCUGACCUGUCCUCUUUAAAAAUGGCCAUCCAAGCUAAGGUGUCCGAGGCGCGACUGCUUGAAAUUUGGCUGAAACUCAUCGACCACAUGCUGGAGGACUUAAAAAGUUUGCAGCUUCCAGACGUGGAGGGCAAGGCUCAUGUGACCACACUGGAUCUUCAAAUGAAGAGCACGCGUGAUGCUGCACUAGAUAUCCUCCGACAGGCGGCCAAUGGCAUGAGAGAGGAAGCAACCGACGUGAAAGCGACUGUCAGUGACAUUGAAGACUGGUUGGACAGAAUCAAGAAGCUGGCGGUUGAGCCCCAGAACAGCAUGCCCGACGUGAUCAUCUGGAUGUUGAGAGGAGAGAAACGUGUGGCUUUCGCUCGCGUCCCAGCCAAUUGCAUCCUCUACUCCAACUUCAGCGAACAGGCUUGUGGCAAACACUGCGGACGGACACAGACCAUCUUCAUGCAGUACCCGAUGGAUAAAAACAAAGGUGUCAAAAUCCCCGUUCAGUUGCGGGUCAACAUGUGGCUGGGCCUCACUGCCGACGAGAAGAAGUUCAACAGCUUCUCCGAGGGAAACUUUAGCGUAUACGCUGAAAUGUACGAAAACCAAGCUCAGGUGUUUGGGAAGUGGGGCACCACCGGCCUGGUCGGGCGCCACAAGUUCUCCAACGUGACAGGAAAAGUGAAACUCAAACAGGAGCGCUUCUUACCACCGCGCGGAUGGGAGUGGGACGGCGACUGGUUCGUGGAUCCCGAGCGCUGCUUAUUGACAGAAGCUGAUGCCGGCCACACAGAGUUCACAGACGAGGUGUUUCAGAACGAAACACGUUUCCCCGGUGGAGAGUGGAAACCUGCUGGAGAGCCCUACACAGAUGUGAAUGGAGAAAAGGCCCAGAGCCCAUCAGAGUUCGAGUGUCCCCUUGGAUGGACUUGGGAGGACGAGUGGACUUUUGACAGCAACAGAGCUGUCGAUGAGAAAGGCUGGGAGUAUGGCGUGACCAUUCCGCCUGACGACAAGCCCAAAUCCUGGGUGGCGGCAGAAAAGAUGUACCAUGUUCAUCGCAGGAAGAGGCUCAUAAGACCCAGAAGGAAAAUAUCUGAUAGAACAGUCAUUGAGAGGCGUGAGACAGGAGAAGGCUGGGAAUAUUCUUCCCUGAUUGGCUGGAAGUUUCACCGGAAGGAACGCUCCUCUGACACAUUCCGCCGUCGACGAUGGAGGAGGAAGAUGGUGCCCUCGGAUCAAAUCGGGGCAUCUGCCAUCUUCCGAUUGGAAGGUGCACUGGGUGUUGAUGUUGACGAGAAGGCCAGCAAAACGGAUGCUGCCAAACUAUUUGGAGCCAACACACCCACAGUUUCCUGCCACUUCAGCCGGUCGUACCUUUAUCAGCUGAGAGUCUACGUCUACCAGGCCAGGAAUCUCUGUGCCAUGGACAAGGACAGCUUCUCAGAUCCAUACGCCCACGUGUCUUUCCUUCACCUGAGUAAAACUACGGAAGUCAUCAAUGCCACCUUGAACCCCACCUGGGAUCAGUCUCUCAUCUUUGAGGAUGUUGAAAUCUACGGAGACCCACAGACCAUCACCCACAACCCUCCAGAUGUUGUGUUGGAGCUUUACGACAGCGAUAAAGUGGGCAAAGAUGAGCACAUGGGUCGCUGUAUGUGCUCUCCAGUCGUGAAAGUCCACCUCAGCGGGGCCGUCAGUCCUAAACUACAGUGGUACCCAGUUACCAAGAAGGGACGCGGUGCUGGGGAAGUACUUCUGGCGGCUGAGCUUCUGCUAAAGGACAAGGCAAAUGAUGGAGAUCUUCCUCUGGCUCCUCCUCGGCGAGGGGAGAAGCUCUACAUGGUUCCUCAAGGAAUCAGGCCUGUCGUGCAGCUCACUGCCAUCGAGGUCUUGACUUGGGGUUUGAGGAACAUGAAGAGCUACCAGCUGGCCACAGUUGCGUCUCCUAACUUGAUCGUGGAAUGUGGCGGCGAGAUCGUUCAAACGGCCAUCAUCAAGAACUUCAAGAAGAAUCCCAACUUUCCUGGAUCUGUCCUGCUCCUCAAAGUGCUUCUCCCCAAAGAAGAGAUGUACACACCUCCCAUCGUCCUGAAGGUCAUCGACCACAGACCCUUUGGAAGGAAGCCAGUAGUGGGCCAGUGCACCAUCGACUGCUUGGAGGUGUUCAGAUGUGACCCGUAUCGAGUCAACAAUGAAGUCUGCAUGUCAGCCAGAGUGGCAAUGAUAGCUGCUCAGGGAGACGUUGUCAUCGACAUAGAGGAGAGACAUACAGACAAAGCUGAGCUUCAAAUUGAGAAGGAAGAGGAAGCAGUAGACUGGUGGAGUAAGUUCUAUGCCUCCAUUGGACUGCAGGAGAAGUGUGGGCCUUACCUGAAAAAGGGAUACGACACGUUGGAGGUCUACGACCGGGAACUAGAACAAGUGGAACAGUUCCAAGGUCUCACCGAUUUCUGCAGCACUUUCAAACUCCUGCGAGGAAAGACGGACGAAGAUGAAGAUGACCCCUCAGUUGUGGGGGAGUUUAAGGGCUCCUUCAAGAUCUACCCGCUGCCUGAUGACCCUGGGGUGCCAUCUCCUCCUCGUCAGUUCAGAGAGCUUCCUGAAAGUGGACCUCAGGAAUGUCUGGUCAGGAUCUAUGUGGUGCGCUGUAUUGACCUUCAGCCCAAGGACACAAACGGCAUGUGUGAUCCGUAUGUGAAGAUUACGCUUGGCAGGAAAACCGUGGAUGACCGGGAUAACUACAGACCAAACACUCUCAAUCCAGAAUUUGGAAGGAUGUUUGAGCUGUCUUGCUUCUUGCCGCAAGACAAGGAUCUGAAGAUUGCCGUGUACGACUACGACUUGCUGAGCCGCGACGAGAAAGUGGGCGAGACGAUCAUCGAUUUGGAGAACCGGUUGCUGUCCCGCUUCAGGUCCUGCUGCGGCCUGCCACAGACAUACUGUGUCUCAGGUGUUAAUCAAUGGAGAGACCAACUGAAGCCUUCGCAGAUCUUCCAGAAUGUGGCCAAGAUUCGUGGUGUUCCUCCUCCAAGCAUCGAUGGAGAUGGAAACUCUCUGUCUUUUGCCGGAAAACAUUACUACCUACAGGAUUUUGAGGCAAACACUGUCACCAACUCUCACUUGGGCCCGGCCCGAGAGAGACUGGCCCUGCAUGUCCUCAGAAACCAGGGUUUAGUUCCUGAGCAUGUCGAGACCAGAACCCUGUGCAGCUCCCACCAACCCAACUUGUCUCAGGGACGGAUACAGAUGUGGGUGGACAUUUUCCCCAAGAACCUUGGUCUGCUGGGGCCUCCAUGUGAUAUCACGCCGCGGAAAGCCAGGAAGUACUACUUGCGUGCCAUUGUUUGGAACACGACAGAUGUCACUCUGGACGAAACAAGCAUCACCGGGGAAAGCAUGAGUGAUAUCUACGUGAAAGGAUGGAUGCCGGGGAUGGAGGAGGACAGGCAGAAGACCGACGUUCAUUACAGAUCCCUGGAUGGCGAUGGGAAUUUUAACUGGAGGUUCAUCUUUGCCUUUGACUACCUGCCUACAGAGCAGCUGUGUGUGGUCUCCAAGAAAGAACACUUCUGGAAUCUGGAUAAAACUGAGUUUAGGAUUCCUCCCAAGCUGAUCGUCCAGAUAUGGGACAAUGACAAAUUCUCUUUGGAUGACUACUUAGGCUCAGUGGAGCUGGACCUCCUCAAGCUGAUCCCUCCUGCCAAAAGUCCUGAAAAGUGCAGCUUGAAAAUGUUGCCCGGGAAGACAGACUCUGACUCCUCCAAGAAAUCGCACUCCAACUCUCUUUUCUCCCAGAAGUCUGCACGAGGCUGGUGGCCGUGCACCAUCGAGCAGGACGGGAACCACGUUCUUGGCGGAAAAGUGGAGAUGACAUUGGAAAUAGUGGAUGAGAAGGAGAUGGAGGAGAGACCUGCUGGGAAGGGCAGAGAGGAGCCCAACAUGAACCCUAAACUGGACUCACCUAGUCGCCCUGACACGUCAUUCUUUUGGUUUACAAACCCGUGUAAGACCAUGAAGUUUAUAGUCUGGCGGCGAUUCAAAUGGCUUUUCAUCGCAGGGAUACUACUCCUGCUAGUGCUACUGUUCUUCGGAAUCCUGUUCUACUCGCUGCCUAACUACAUCUCGAUGAAGAUUGUAAAGCCUUUCUCUUAGGCCAGGGGUCGGCAACCCAAAAUGUUGAAAGAGCCAUAUUGCACCAAAAAUACAAAAAACAUCUUGAGCCGCAAAAAAUAAAAGUCAUAAUACAUACAUUUAAUGGAAGGGUCGGCAACCUUUACCACCUAAAGAGCCAUUUUGACCUGUUUCACAAAAUAAAGAAAACAAUGUGAGCCACAAAACUCUUUUGAAAUUUAAAAUUUUUGCUUUGUGCUAUGUAUUAACCUGGGGUCUCAAGCACCUUAUUAUGAAAAUAUAAUGUUAAUGCGGCCCGCAAUUUUUAAAUUAAUGCCGCUUGACAGCAUCAUACUUUACAACCCUCCCAAACUUUCCGGGAUACCCCCGAAUUUCAGAGCUACUAUCCUCGCGAAUGUUUGCUGAUUUUCGCUCCAACAGCAAUAAUACAGGCGUGCUGUGUAGGCGCUGCCUUUGUCGCCCUCUACAACAUGUACAAAUAUCUAGCACAGCCCUACCACGUGUCGUAUGUGACUUCUACAGACACACUCAGAUGACUGCAAGGCAUACUUUUUCAACAGCCAUACAGGUUACACUGAGGGUUGUGACAUAAACAACUUUAAGACUCUUACCAAUAUGCACCACACUGUGAACUCACACCAAAAAAGAAUGACAAACACAUUUCUGGAGAACAUCCUCACUGUAACACAACAUAAAUACCCAGAAUCCCAUACAUCCCUAACUCUUCCGGGCUACAUUAUACACCCUUGAUAGCACCAAAUCCGCCCCACCCCUCCCUCCGUGCGUCGGUUGAGGUGGGCAGGGUUGGAAGGGGCGGGAUUUGGUGUUAGCGGGGGUGUAUAAUGUAGCCCGGAAGAGUCAAGGAUGCAUGGGAUUCUGGGUAUGUGUUAUCUUGUGUUUAUGUUGUUACAAUGCAGAUGUUCUCCAGAAAUGUGUUUGUCGUUGUUUGGUGUGGGUUCACAGUGUGGCGCAUAUUAGUAAGAGUGUUAAAGUUGUUUGUAUCACGACUCUGUGUAACCUGUAUUAGAUUAGAUUAGAUUAGAUAGUACUUUAUUUAUUCCGUCAGGAGAGUUCCUUGAGGAAAAUUAAAAUUUUCAGCACAAUCCCAUUCAAGAUCAGACAAACACUACAGGGAGACAGAACAGGAUCGCUGACGGGUCUGCCGGCUUCCAGCGCCCCUUACAAAAAAGGUGAUACAGGUAAAAGGGGGGGGAUUAAAAUAAAAUAAAAAAAUCGGUCUAAGCCUGGGCCCUUGGAGAGGGGGUGCAGACUGAGGCCAAGGGAAGAAAAAAAAAACAGCAACUCAUAGCCCUCCUACAUGUGUGUAAGAGGGAAACAUCAAAGAACACAGAGGACAUUAAAGACAUUAAAGCAGCAGACACUUCUACAUACAGCUAUAAAUAAAAAGUAAAAGAAACAUAUCCACUGUGGUGGCCUCUGCGGUGUUCCACGCUAUCGUCCGCUGGGGUGGAGGGAGCAUGGCCAGAGACAGGAGCAGACCCAACAAAGCAACCAAGACAGCCGACUCCACUAUGUAUGGCUGUUGACCAAGUCAAGUAUGCCUUGUAGUGUGUCAGCAAAGGCUGCAAACUACGUGUGACCGACUGGCACACAGACAGCGUUGUUCAAUAACGGGCGUGAUGACAAGUUUUAGAGAACUGUUACGGUAUUGCCAUCAGGGCACGGCCUCAAUAUUAUCCACUAAGUGAAAAUCGGAUAAUGUUGUCCCUAAUCUCCGGGAGAGGUAUUAAACUCCGAAAGUCUCUCAGCUGAGCCACAUUGGUGCGACCAAAGAGCCGCUGGUUGCCGACCCCUGAUAUAGUGUGUCAUGAGAUAUAAAAUGAAUUUUGAGGACUUAAAGGAAACUAAAUGAGCUCAAAUAUACUUACAAAUGAGGCAUAAUAGCAUGUUAGCAUUGAUUAGCUUGCAGUCAUGCACUGACCAAAUAUGUCUGAUUAGCACUCCACUCAAUAACAUCAACAAAACUUAUCUCCGUGCAUUCACGCGCAACGUUAAAAGUUUGGUGGACAAUAUGAGACAUUAAAAAAAGUGGCAUAAAACACGUCCUAGAAAGUCGGAGAAAGUUACACAUGUAAACAAACUACGGUGAGUUCAAGGGCCGCCAAAAUUAGUAGGACAAAGCGGCGCUCGCCAAAUAUUCCAAUCAGUGAAGCAUGUUUAAUAUAAACAGUGUGCUCUAUAACAAUUAGGGAGGUUUGUGUCAUUUUUGUCGUCCUACAGAAACCAUAUUAAAACAAAAAAUAUGUUUUUUUUCCCCUCAUCUUUUUCAGUUUUUCAUAUAAUUUUGAAAAAGCUUCAGAGAGCCACUAGGGCGGCGCUAAAGCGGGUUGCCGAGCCCUUAGGCAAACGUCAUUACUGUGAUUGUCCUUUCGAGCAACAUGCAUGCAUUUAGAUUAGAUUAGAUUAGAUUAGAUAGUACUUUAUUCAUUCCGUCAGGAGAGUUCCUUCAGGAAAAUUACAAUUUUCAGCACAAUUUGUACUGCUUCAUGUCACAAACACAACUUCAGACCGGUUUGUAUCAUUUGCACUAUCAUGACAUGUUUGUUGCCCAUUUCGAACACCGCCAAAUGUUUUGAAAGAAAUCUAUAAAAGUUAUAUUUGACCUCU